GGGCUGCCAAGGCUGGCCACAUGUUAGCGGAAGCCAGGCGAACGUGUGCGGGACACCUGCAUUAAUCCGCUGCCAUUUCUUACCUCCUUCCGAGACGGAGAUGCUGGUCUUCUCCCUUUGACUGUGGGGCUGGAUGUGUCCUCCGCAAGGUGUAACCAGGUGAAUGACAAGUCCAAUGGAGGCCCUGCUGUUUUAUCUGAUGGUCCUCUGUGUGACUGUAAAGGCCCACAAGGUUCAAGUCUGCCCCAAGCGUUGCAUUUGCCAAGUGCUCAACCCCAAUUUGGCCACACUGUGCGAUAAAAAGGGGCUGCUCUUCGUGCCCCCCAAUAUCGACCGGCACACGGUGGAAAUGCGCCUGGGGGACAACUUUGUCACCAGCAUCAAGCGCAAGGACUUUGCCAACAUGACCAAGCUGGUGGACCUGACGCUUUCCCGCAAUACCAUCGGGACCAUCGUGCCGCAUGCCUUUAAGGACCUGGAGAACCUGCGGGCGCUCCACUUGGACAGCAACCGCUUGACGCGCAUCACCAACGACACCUUCAGCGGCAUGUCGAAGCUGCACCACCUCAUCCUGAACAACAACCAGCUCACGCACGUUCAGAUCGGCGCCUUCAAUGACCUGACGGCCCUGGAGGAACUGGACCUGUCCUACAACAACCUGGAGAGCGUGCCCUGGGUGGCCAUUCAGAGAAUGUCCAGCCUCCACACCCUCAACCUGGACCACAACAUGCUCAGCUACAUCCCAGAGGGUACCUUCUCGGGUCUACAGAAGCUUAAGAGGCUGGACGUGACCUCCAACAAGCUCCAGAAGCUGCCCCCGGACCCCAUUUUCCAGAGAGCUGGGGUCCUAGCCACUUCGGGAAUCAUGGGGCCCACUUUGUUCGCAUUGAGCUUUGGCGGGAAUCCGCUGCGGUGCAAUUGCGAGCUGCUCUGGCUGCGGAGGUUGCGGCGCGAGGACGACCUGGAGACCUGCGCCUCGCCUCAACACCUCGCCGGACGCUAUUUCUGGACUGUGUCGGAAGAGGAGUUCCUGUGCGAGCCUCCUCUCAUCACUAGACACUCUCAGGAGCUGCGGGCCCUGGAGGGUCAGAGCGUGACACUACGUUGUAAGGCUCGGGGGGACCCGGACCCCAUCAUCCACUGGAUAGCCCCUGACGGACGCCUAAUGUCAAACUCUUCCAGAGCCUCCGUGCACAGCGAUGGCACGCUAGAUAUCCACAUCAGCACCGUCAAGGACUCAGGUUCUUUCACCUGCGUGGCCUCCAACCCGGCCGGUGAAGCCCAGCAGAAGGUCGACCUGGUCAUCGCUAAGCUGCCUCACAUCACCAACAACACAGCCGUCGAGCAAGAGCCUGACCCGGGGUCUUCGGACAUCGCCACUGUGACUAAGACGGGGGCGGAGGGUCUGGGCGGCGGCGUGCCCCUCGGGAACACCAAGACGGGCCUGGAGAAGAAGGUGGUCAUAGCCGAGGCCACGUCAACCUCGGCUGUGGUCCACUUCAAUUUCCAAAGGAACAUUCCGGGCAUCCGUAUGUUCCAGAUCCAGUACAACGGGACCUACGAUGACUCGCUCGUGUACAGAAUGAUCCCGCCCACCAGCGAAAGCAUCCUGGUCAACAACCUGGCGGCGGGGACGCAAUAUGACCUCUGCGUGCUGGCCAUCUACGACGACCAGGUCACUUCACUGACCGCCACACGGGUCAUCGGCUGCAUCCACUUCACCACCGAUCCGCAGUACCUGAGGUGCCAUUUCAUGCAGUCCCAGUUCCUGGGUGGGACCAUCGUGGUCAUCAUUGGAGGGAUUAUCGUGGCCUCGGUGCUGGCGUUUAUCGUCUUCCUCAUUGUCCGCUACAGAGUGUGCAAUCAGGGAGACGCAGAUAAGACUCUGGAGAUGGGCGACAUUCGUUCCCUGAGCAGCGAUGGGCAACUUCAAGGCUGUGGACUCCCCAAGUCUCUGUCCAAGCAGGUCCUACAUCCUGAGAAGAACGACAAGGACUGCCUUCGAGUCGCCCUCCCGCCCCUGGAGCCGGCCAAGCAGCGAGUGCCCGUCGCAAUCACCGCCGCCAACUCCGGCACCGGCAAACCCUCACUGCCCGACUGCACUGUGUCGACCUCGGCCGCCAGCCAUAGUUGGCACCCGGCCUCCCCAACGGUGAGGCGCCCGAUGGCCCCGUCAAAACCGUCCGACGUCCGGCGAGCCGAGAUGCAAGAGAACGUCGAACUCAACAACGUCAACCGCAAUAACUCCUCAGCGGCGAAGGUGCCACUUGUGGUAUCCCGUGCCCAAGCUCCCAAAUGGACUGCAGCUCCCAGCAGGGUGCCGCGUGCACGCCAGGCCCCUCGGCAGUACAUGACCGUGCCCGCGGGGGCCGUCAGAUUCAACCGCAGACACUCCCUCAACGCGGAUUCGUGCCGGGAGCGCUUAUACGUGGGCUACACCAAAACGGGCACCAGCCUGCGCUCCAAGCGAAGCCUGUCCAUGAGUGGCGAGCUACCGCAGAUGCUCAACACCGCAAACAUUCAACGGGCCCGCGACAAGCUGUCCCGCUCCGAGUGGCUCCUGGAGAGCACCUUAUGAUUCGGAGUUUACCGACGGAUUUUUCCUGAAUUGGAUUUGUGACCUGCUUGAAGGAGAACAGCCUUGCCCUGUCGUUGGCGUUAGCGUCCGGCCGUUUGGAGGAGAGGGAGGGUCGUGGCCUUGAAGGACCUCCACGCAAAUCAAAUGGAAAUAUGAGCGGGCGUACGGACCCGCCUUUGGUUUAUACGCUGUAACCAAUCGAUGUUUUCUUCACAAGUGGACCAUGAGAAGCACAACAUGUAUAGUAUAAAACAAGCUCCUGUACAAAGGUUUUCUUUCCAAGGCGUAUAUCUCAAGGCAGCGCUGGAAAGCUGUUUGAAAGGACAUCAAAUAAAUGCUCAAAUGGCUUCUAUAAAGCUGUCUGAGAAUUUAUUCCAUCUCCUUCAUACCAAUCUUGAGGUACAUGAAAGUACGGUCUUCGUCCUCUUACAAAGACAAUUCACUAGGAUGCACUUGCAGAACAACUGUGUCUUAUUGGAUGUUUUUCCACCACUAGUGCCACUUUUGGAAUUCUCGAAAGCAAUUAAAUGUUUUGGGGUAAACUACUGCUCCGCAGCAGUAGCACUACUGGGCCCAACUUGUAGGCAUGUGUCAUGCACACAUUACUAGUAGGAGGCAGUUGUUCUACUAAUGUGCUGAUUUGUCUUACUCGAGCGUACUAAUACAUGGACCUGAAGAUAGAGAGCAAGGAUACAGAAUAAAUUCCCAUACGGCUUUCCAUUUGGCGACUACUUAUCAUCAUUCCGAAUGCGGUAACCCAGACACUGCACGAUAAAGACAGACGAGGACUCGCCUCUGAAUAACCUUUUUUUUUUCCCUGUGUGUGGAGAUAAUGAAUGUGCUUUUACAUGCCAGACGGAGCACAAUGCAGCUUUUCUGGGAGGGGGGGGGGGGGGUGGCAUAAGUUGACUCAGCCUGAUACUGCCCUCUGGUUAGAAUUGAUCGGAUCACUUUUAUCACAUAAGUACGUCAAGACCCGCCGGGUAUGGUU
Molecule: messenger RNA, 3569 nt
Organism: Hippocampus zosterae (dwarf seahorse)
Lineage: Eukaryota; Metazoa; Chordata; Actinopteri; Syngnathiformes; Syngnathidae
Gene: lrfn5b
Product: leucine rich repeat and fibronectin type III domain containing 5b
Exons: 7
Coding region: 164-2578 (804 amino acids)
Molecular function (GO): protein binding
Source: RefSeq, a predicted model, not a curated record